AUGUCGGUCGAUUUUAAUGCAUUGGCACAGCAGUUCUGCAAUUUCUACUAUGAUCAAUUCGACAAGGACAGAUCUCAGUUAGGAAACCUUUACAGAGACUCGUCCAUGAUGACGUUUGAGUCUACACAGACUCAGGGUGCAGCCGCCAUUGUUGAAAAACUUGCAAGCCUUCCAUUUGCAAAGGUCUCUCAUAGAAUAUCUACUCUUGAUGCUCAACCUGCUUCUCCUAAUGGUGAUGUUUUGGUUAUGGUCACAGGAGAACUUCUUGUUGAUGAGGAGCAAAGACCACAAAGAUACUCCCAGUGUUUCCACUUGAUUCCUGACAGUGGAUCAUACUAUGUUCUAAACGAUCUUUUCAGAUUAAACUACGGUUGA
This is a messenger RNA of Brettanomyces bruxellensis, 375 nucleotides long. It is a transcript of the gene NTF2, whose product is annotated as Nuclear transport factor 2. NCBI's taxonomy places the organism in Eukaryota, Fungi, Ascomycota, Pichiomycetes, Pichiales, Pichiaceae. The transcript is spliced from 2 exons. Gene Ontology annotation, biological process: protein import into nucleus. Gene Ontology annotation, cellular component: nuclear pore central transport channel. Bases 1 to 375 code for a protein of 124 amino acids. The record is from RefSeq and is a predicted model, not a curated record.